Anoplopoma fimbria (sablefish) is the source of this 5892-nucleotide messenger RNA. RefSeq names its product glycerol-3-phosphate acyltransferase, mitochondrial (gene gpam). The record is from RefSeq and is a predicted model, not a curated record. Gene Ontology annotation, biological process: phospholipid biosynthetic process. The transcript has 21 exons. Gene Ontology annotation, cellular component: mitochondrial membrane; plasma membrane. The coding region runs from base 208 to 2691 and encodes 827 amino acids. NCBI's taxonomy places the organism in Eukaryota, Metazoa, Chordata, Actinopteri, Perciformes, Anoplopomatidae. Gene Ontology annotation, molecular function: glycerol-3-phosphate O-acyltransferase activity.
UCCAGGCUUUGGAGAGAGAGAGAGAGAGAGAGAGAGAGAGACACAAAGAGAGGACGCCAGAGGGCCAAGAAAACCGUCUCCCGCUGCAGCACAUUUUUGUCUUCGAGUUUAAUUCUCUUUCUGAGACAUGAGUCAGCUUAACACGACCGUCAAGCUUGCCAGCUAGUGGGGUGUGAUCUGGAGGGAGAGAAAAGGACAGCGGAGAACAUGGAGCUGUCAGAUGGCUUGCUGCUGCAGGUCAACAACGGGGAACAGUGGUGUAACCGCUGGAAACAUCCCAACGAUGACUCGGACCGCAGCAUCAGCCCCUCAGUCCUGCGCUGUGUUGCCAGCACAUGGAAGGAGGGCCUGCUCAACAGAAAGAGGCCAUUUGUGGGCCGUUGCUGUCACUCCUGUACUCCACAGAGCUGGGAGAAACUGUUCAACCCCAGUAUUCCAUCUCUGGGACUACGCAAUGUCAUCUACAUUAAUGAGACCCACACCAGGCAGCGGGGGUGGCUGGCGCGCAGGCUGAGUUAUGUGCUGUUCGUCAUGGAGAGAGAUGUCAACAAGGACAUGUUCGUCAGGAACGUAGUGGACAACGUGCUCAACAACAGCAGGGUGGAGAGCUCUAUCUUGGAGGUGGCCACAGUUUUGGACGCUGCAGCCAGCCAGCCUGGCCUGGAGCAAAAAGCAGUCAGUAAAGUGAAGCAAAAAGCCAGGGCCUUCCUUCAGGAGAUGGUGGCCAACAUUUCACCGGCCUUCAUCAGGCUGACAGGGUGGGUCCUCCUGAGGCUCUUUAAUGGUUUCUUCUGGAGCAUCCAGAUCCACAAGGGUCAGCUGGAAAUGGUCAAGAAAGCUGCUACAGAGCAGAAUGUGCCAAUGGUCUUCCUCCCUGUUCACAAAUCCCACAUUGACUACCUGCUCAUCACCUUGAUCCUGUUCUGUCACAACAUCAAAGCCCCUCACAUUGCUGCUGGAAACAACCUCAGCAUUCCUAUCCUCAGCACCCUUAUCCGUAAACUUGGAGGAUUCUUCAUACGACGGAAAAUGGAGGAAACGGGGGAUGGAAAGAGGGACAUCUUGUACAGAUCGCUCUUACAUGCAUACACGGAGGAGUUGUUGCGUCAGCAGCAGUUUCUGGAGGUCUACCUGGAGGGUACCCGCUCCCGCAGUGGUAAGCCUUCUACAGCGCGCGCAGGCAUGCUGUCCAUCGUGGUAGACACCAUGUGCACUGGGUCGAUACCAGAUGUACUGGUGGUGCCAGUUGGCAUCUCUUACGAUCGUAUAAUUGAAGGCAACUACAAUAGUGAGCAGCUGGGCAAACCUAAGAAGAAUGAGAGUUUGUGGGGAAUAGCAUGUGGAGUGUUCAGGAUGCUGAGGAAGAACUACGGUUGCGUCCGAGUCGACUUCAACCAGCCCUUCUCCCUGAAGGAGUACCUGGACUCCCAGAGAAGCCGCCAUAUCCCACCGGCAGUGUCCCUUGAGCAAACCUUGAUGCCCAUCAUUAUUUCGGCACAACCUGAUGCUCAGCUGUUUGAGGGGCAGGAAGAGGAGCAGCUGAACAGAGAGCUGCCCGAUGACAUUUCAAGACGACAACUUAUUAACAACCUCGCCAAGCACGUCCUCUUCACGGCUAACAAGUCAUCAGCGAUAAUGUCCACCCACAUCGUAGCCUGUCUGCUGCUGUAUAGACACAGACGGGGGGUGGUGCUGUCCAAGCUGGUGGAAGACUUCUUCAACAUGAAGGAGGAGAUCCUGUCAAGGGACUUUGAUCUGGGCUUUUCGGGGAACUCUGAGGAUGUGGUCAUGCGUGCCCUCCACCUCCUGGGAAACUGCGUCAAUGUGACCAGCAGUGCAAACCGCAACGGAGAGUUCACCAUCGCACCCAGCCAAACUGUACCAGCGCUUUUUGAGCUCAACUUCUACAGCAACGGCCUUUUCCAUGUCUUCAUUUCUGAUGCAAUCAUUGCCUGCAGCAUCCUGUCACUGCAGCGAGAGAUGGUGGCGGAAUCAGAGUCUGAUCAACAGCCUGAUGGUCCCAGCAGCCUCCCUCUCAGUCAGGAGAGACUCAUCCGCAAGGCGGCUGGGCUCUCUCACUUCCUCAUUAAUGAGGUGGCAGUGGCACCACCCUGUCAGACUAUUUACCAGGUUUUUCAUGAUGCAGUGACCCGGCUGAUCCAAUAUGGAGUUCUCUACGUAGCAGAGGAGGACCAGGAAGAGCUAAGUCCCAGUCCCACAGAGGAACCGUGGCCCAAAAAGUUCCCAGAGCCUCUUUCCUGGAGAAGCGACGAGGAGGACGAGGACAGUGACUUUGGAGAGGAGCAGAGAGAUCGCUACCUAAAGGUGAGCGUUUCCGCAGAGCACCAGGAGUUCUUCGUCUUCCUACAGCGACUAGUCAGCCCGGUGCUGGAGGCCUACAGCGGCGCUGCAAUCUUUGUCCACAGUCUGAGUCAGCCCAUGGCUGAGUCCGAGUACACCCAGAGGCUCUUCAGAUACCUGCUCACCCGCACAGAGAGAGGAGUGGCUGCUUAUGGUGAAAGUGCAACUCAUUACCUGGUUAAGAACACAGUGAAGACAUUCAAAGAGCUCGGGGUCCUGAAGCAGAGAAGAGAGAACAAGGUGACGACUCUGGAGCUGAGCAGCACCUUUCUACCUCAGGCCAAUCGGAACAAACUCCUGCAGUUCAUCUUAGGUUUCGCCCUGCUGUGACCGACACACCCUUUCAGCCCAGCUCAAACCCCAGGCUCCUUCCAAUAAAGGGCUUCUACUGGUUACUUCUAAACAAUCCCAGGUGCUAGUCUGUGGAAAGCUUUACCAGGAAGUGCCUUCAUGUAACAGCCGCUAACUGUUAGCUGUUAGCCGGAGGCGACUUGAAGCCAGUCUUCCCUUUUUGUUCCAGUCUCUGACUCCCUGUCUUAGAACUGUGCAGCUGAUAAAACACAUGUAUCGUUCUUUGAAGAGGAUCUACGGAUCAUCUUCUCUUUGUGAACUUUGCCAGUGAGGUCAUGAAGUUUUAACAUGAUCACAAUUUUAAACUUAAUCAGAAAAUAUACUCAAGCAGGUUAGUAAAUAAGAAUCACUUUUACAGCAAAUCGAACAAAGCAAGCUGCCUUUUCGUCUAUUCAAGUAAACAAGCAAAAUAUUCAUAGAAAAUAAUGGUAAACAUAAAGAACAAAGGCAUUUUUAUGUUAACUCUGCUAGUUUGUAAAACUGCGGUAUUUUCUGCAGUGAACUCCACUAUCAAACAGUAGAAAACAUUUAAAAAUUUAGUUUGAUGAAAGGCUAACUUUGAAAGCAAAUCCCUGUACAUAGGCUACAAGAGCAAGAGUCGUAUUUGUAGUGCAUUUAAAUAUAUGCACUCCGGUGUCAUCAACUUUAAUAAUGUAGGAACAUUAGGUAGAAAGAUUUGUCCCUGCAAAAUGCGUACAUAUCUAAAUUUUCAAUCGCUAAACUAAAUGUCGAAAUCUAAUCCUCCUUAUAGACAGCUUUGAUCAAUUAUACUCCACAGUUACUGGUUUAAGAUAUCAAAGAUAUAAUCAGCAAAUCAGUUCAGCCGUGCAAAAAUAUCUACUUGGCAAACACAAAAUGUACCUGUUGAAAGUCUGGCGCAGCCUAAAAUCACGAGCAUCUCCAGUUAAGUGCAUUCAAACCACUAAUUUCUAAGUGCAUUCAGUUACACUUUUUCGUUUUUGAUGAAAAGUAACUUUGAUCUCUUUUCAUAACAGCUUUUUCACCUGUUGAUCACUGUUACAUAGCAGAGCACUUUGAGUUCUUAAUACCAGCCAUCACAUCCACUUAGGUUCAAAUGUAACAAGCUCAGAACCUCUUAGGUCAUGCCUUUCAGGGAAAGAUUUGGGUUCAUCACCACUUUUUCUUUAAUUGUAUUAACAUAUCUUAUAUAAGCUGUUAUAACAUAACUACUGAGAGAGCAGAUUUGCUCCAAUGGAAGGGCAUUCACAAAAACAAAGGAACUGCAUAGUGUGGUUAAAAAGAAAUGGUACAUAUCCACUGUGUAGUCCAUUAAAACAAAAAAACUAAAAGUUGGCACAAUAGUGUCUCUGUUGUACUUGUGAAAAAAGGAGAGGAUGUACUUCUCCUCUGUAUACAUUUAAAUACAGAUUACUGAAAAUGAAAUAAUACUCCUUAACUGUCAGGUUUAUCUAUUUUUCUUGGUUCAGUGUUUCAUUUCAAAUUUUCAGCACCACUGUCUCACGAAAUCACAGUCUGCAAAUGUUCUAUAAACAAACUUAAAGCAAGUAGAACCAGAUCAUUACAGUUUUUGUUCCAAAAUACACAUGUGAAAAAAAUGGUGUUAGACAGGUUGGGAGUAAAAACUGUGGUAACAGAAUAUCGGUCUUGAAAAUCAAAAACGGACCAUUAAAAGACGUGAUAAUUAAAUCUCACUGCACUGAUGUUGUGCAUUUAGCUGCUUAACGUUAUCCAUUUUUCAUUUUUACUGCGAAAUAACACAACAUGACUUAAUAUUUAGGCCCUGUCUUAUGUGUGUAAUUCACAAUCUGAAGACAUUUAACAUUGAACAUAAAUGUACAACAUAUAAGUUAAUGUUGGUGUAUGAGUGCACACCAACUGAGAGAAAAAAAGAGGAAUGUGUUUGGAAAGGACAAAAAAAAAGUUUGAUACAUUUUCUGGAUUAUUAGAGGAGGUGCUCACAACAUGUUUCUCGGAUUGAUAAUGUGAAGAAGACAAAGUGAAUGUUAGAAAUCGACAUUUAUGAUCUGUCAGGGCAAUUAAAGUCAAUGGGCAUUGGGUGUCUGGUGGUUAACAUUAAAUUAAUAUUUAUACUGAAAGAAUUGUUGACGGUGAUCAACAACACUGCUUGUUACAAUUAACUUAAAUGCAUUUUGUCAACAUAUUGCUUCACAUAAUAUAUAAGGCUGCAUAUUUUCAUGCAGUCAUUCAAAUCUGUGUACGAAAUAACCCUGAAAUGGAAACUUGUGGAGGAUCGGUGAACGAGGCCCGCGGCAUGUUGAAGAACAGAAACAUAUGUCAUUUAAAUGUGAAUGUGAACAAAGUGAUUAUGAAUUGCAUUCAACGCAUUCUGAGCCCAAAAUCUGUUCAAGUCCCCACGCUGGGGGACCCCACCACCAACAACACCUCCGCCAAGAUAAAAAAAAAAAAAAUAACAUUACGUACUGUACUGCAUGUUUCCUCUGGUCGCCUUCAAUCAUCGACAUUUCAAUGUGAACUCCACCUAACCUGAGAAUUGUAUUUUACAGUUUUGUUGCAGAGAAAGAUAUUUGUUUCGGAGAUGAAGUUAAAUUUGUUUACCUCUUGAAUGUAUCUCAUCUGUAUCUGAAAAAGGUCAUUGUGAUAUUGUAGAGUACUCUGGAGUUGGUACACAGACACGAUACAGAUUCUUUGAACUGCUCAUUGGGAUUAUUGUUGAGACUAAUUGCUACUGAAGCUGCAUUAACAACAUCCCUCUACGACUGUAACUUUGUAGGAUUAAAAAAAAGCCUGUAUCUGGGGAGCAGGUGCCUUUUUAAUGCACUGUAGUGUCCUUUGGUUGUGUUUUUAUUUGUUCUGUUCUUGUGCAUGUUAACAAAGAUUAUUUCGUGUGGGAAUCCAAAAGAACACUGUAGAUUGUAAUUUAAAAAACAACAACACGAGCAGAUAACUUGUCGUUGCUAGAAGAAGAAUCACCAGCUACAAUAAAUAAAGUGUCAUUUUUUUUGUUCUUGCUUUCUCCGAGCAAAGCACAAUUGGCAUUAUUAGAUUUUGUUUUUAAAUAAAUUAGUGAUAGAUUAACAAUUGUGUCUUGUCUGUCUUUUUAUGAAUUCAUUUUUAGUCGAAGGAUGGGACAGUAAAUGUUUGGUUAUCUAUGUCAGUAUACAUUUUUUCAAAUUCAUUGAUUUUAUCCAUAUCAUGUGCAGUUACAAAAUGUUUCCU